CUGAGCACAGGCCAACCGAGCAUUCGCUUCAUGGUGUGAAGCGCCGUCUGCUUCCCACUGUGACUGCCAGCAUCUCCCCAGCUGCACGCUACCCCAAACAGCGUCCACUGCGUUCUUAACGGUGUCCUCGUCGUAGGCGCUACCGCCAACGACGUUCCAGAACAUACCGUGCUCGCCGUCACUGUCGUAGAGCUCACAUUACCAUCCAUCUCGGUGCAAGCCUACGACUUUGCAUUAUGGCCGAUCGCAUGCCCCCGUACCAAAUGAAUCCCCAGAACAUGAUGCAAAACUUCAUUGCCCAGCAACAGAUGCAACAGCAGUCUCAACAGCAACAGCAACAGCAGCAGCAGCAGCAACAGCAACAGCAACAUCAACAGCAACAGCAGCAGCAACAAGACUCUCAGAUGGUUCCCGGGCUCCCUAACCCCGAACAUAGUCGCAUAUGGAAUCAAAUCCAGAACAACUACAGAGUUCAGCAAAAUGGUGACGCAAAUUCCGCUCAGAUGACCCCACAGAUGGCAGAUCUCGUUCGAAACCAGGGGCUCGGUCAUGUCCACUCUUCACAUGCUCCCUUGGUCCAACAUAUUCAGCAACAAUUCGGUCUUUCAUCCGCACAGCGUGUCCCCCCCCCUGCCUCGUCUUUCCAUGACCCUCAGUCCUCUAACCCUACAUCUUCUAUCAUCCCACCCAACUUUUCCUCUAUGUCUAUGAAUACCCCACCAAUGAAGGGAGGGAAUCCGAUCCAGGCUCUGGCUAGCCGUCCGCUUCACCUCAUGGAUCGUCCUUCCAAUCAACAAAACCAGCAUCAGCCUCAGUCUGCAAUGGCACUCGUUCGUAUGCAGCAGCAGCAGAUGGGCUCGCAGCCAGGCCCUAGUCAGCCGAAUUCCUCGGACAUGUUUUCAUCCUCAAAUAUGACUAAUGUUGAUGCAAUGCAUGGUUCUCCGCAUCUGGCGGCACAACCUCUUGGGCCCCAGAUGGGCCAUCCAAACAUUAGGGCACCGGCUCAGAAGGUGCCUACUCUCCCAGAGCUGAUGCAAAGGAGGGAUUAUUUGCAAGCUGGAAUUAGUAGCAUUGAGCAAAAUAUCCAAACCAUACUCGAUCAUACGAGAGGUUUCCCCGACGAAGCAUGGUCCGCAAAGUUGGAAAAGAUGCGCGCGGAGCUCCAGAGUCGCAAGACUCUCUUCCUCAGAGUGAACCAGGCCAUCCAAAUGACUAAUUCCGGUGGCAUGCUUGGAGGAAAUCUAGCACAUGUAAAUACAAUGCCCUCUCCUGCUGGUCGACCAGGUGUUACGCAGGGCGGCGGAGCACCCCAACAACCCUGGCCACAGUCGUCCAGUCCCACUCCAAAUUUUGGAAUGAACCCUGGAGGUAGCGGGCCUUCGCAGAUUUCAGCGCCGGGUCAGGCCCAUCCCAUGAAUCCUCAACUCUCUGGACAGGGUGGUCAGAUGCAACGCCCAGGUGCUUCACAGAAUAUGGGUCCUCAAUUCAAUCCUCACACCGUUGCUAAUGGUCAGAUCCCGAAUAGAAUGUUGUCGACAAUCGGGGUCUCCCAUCUUGACAAGCCUCGCUUUGAGGCUAUGUACACGUCCUUUUGCAAGAACAAUCACGCGGAUCCCAACUUGCACGUUCUGUUAUCUGAAAACCGUUCAGUUGAAUUGCAUAGCCUGCAUGUUCAGGUAACUCAACGCGAUUUAUGGGCGGUCAUAGGCGGUCGCAUGGGUCUUGUACAGUUCCCAGGCACGGAUACUGAGCCAGCUAAGAGUGGCCCCGGUAUCGCACAGCAGCUUGCUCUCGCAUACAAAGAGCACCUGCAGGCAUUCGAGACUGUGAUCGUCGUCUCAAUGAGAUCUCGCGCUGCACAAAGAAACGGCUUGUCACAGAACAGCGCUCAGAACGGCACUCCUGGAAGUGCCUCAGGUGUAGCCGUGGAGAUGCCACACGCUGUUGUGCGCGGUCCUCUCAAUCCGCAAGCCAUGGCGCAUGCUGCGCGUUUCGUCAAUAUGUCUGUUGCUGAUAUGCGCGCCAAUGGCUUGCCAGAGCAGACGAUUAUAGCCAUCGACCGGCAUCGUCCGGAGAUUCAACGUUGGCAGCAGAGUCGGUUGAUAGCAGCGAAGGUCAAUCAGCAAAUGACCAAUCAUGAGGCGCCCGGUGAGCAACCGGGUAUGCCCAGCACACAUCAAGGAAAUUUCCCGAACCAGGUGCCAACCGCCGGUCCCAGCCUGGUUUCUGUACCGCGGGGACAGCCAUCCAUGAUGCGCAAUGGGAUGCAACUACCGAUGACUGAGAUGAAGCCUGCCAUUCAGGCAGGACCCAUCCUACCACCGACUCAGGAGCAGAUCGGACACGCAAUGGCCGUAAUCCAAAACACGAAACACCUUUUCUCAUCCCGUGGACUGCAGACAAUGCAACCGGUCUCAAUACCAGAGGAACAGCGAAUGGAGUACAAUCAGCUACUAGAUCAAGUUCACAAGAUGACUCGGGACCUUGAUGGGAGACUACCAAUGUACUGGGUUGUUCUAAGAUCGGAUGAUUUGAUUCGCAGGCUCGUUGCAAUUGUAUUGACGGUGGAACAUCAAAGGACCCGUUAUUCGACGGGGCCACCCCAAUUCUUAAUCGGUUUUCACACUCUAAAGAGCAUGUAUAACCAAGUACAAAAGGCUAACGAGGAGUUUGAACAAAGGUGUCAAUUAAUGAAAGCCGCCGUCGCAUCGCAACAAAUGGGUGGACUUACUGGUUCUCACAUAAAUCGACCGCCCCCCGCUCCCAAUGUUUCUCAGCCUACGCCCCCCCAAAUUCUUCAGCCUCCCCCAGCUGGGCCCCCCAUGAGCCGCCAUCCCUCCGCAAACCAGUCACACCCACCUCCGCAUCCCCCGCCGCCCCAACCUCUGAUCAAGAAACCUCCUGUUCGCGUGCCCCCAAGUCCCUCUGACCCUGCCGCCACAACGAACGCGGUGCCGUCACCUACCCCACCACCUGCAACUACUGCUUCCACUGCUCCUACUCCUCUCCCUCUUACUGCCGCUUCCCCACAAACCCCAAAGUCUCCCAAGUCCAAACCCCCACCCAAGACGAAGGUUAGCCAGCGCCCUCCUAAGCCACCUACUAUAUCUCCCUCCGAACCUCCACCUGUAUUUACUCCUGGCGUGAAACGCCAAGCCGACGAGGAUGUUUCUACACUCUCCGCUGCGGGUCCCUCUACACAGCCUGACUCUAUUGGCGCACCGUCUCCCAAGAAGGUGAAGACUGAAGAUUGGGAGGGAGAACCUAGCGAGGGACUAGUGAAGAGGCACCAGGAGGUUGAUAGUAUCAAAACGGAAGAGGACGCAAAUGCUUUCAUGGAUAAGAUGAAGGAACUUGUCGCCAUGACUGCCUCAACAGAUGCCGGCGUGUUCGACGACAUUGCUCACACUCUCGACCGGAUUUUGCAAGGCGCAGCUCAAGAUCCCACACAUAUUGCGACCUCUGCCUUCGCUUCAAGCAUUGGUGGACCACUUUCGGAACUCUCACCUCCAGCAGGGCCCCCUAACGAUGCAUUCUCGGAGUUCCACGAGUUUAUCGAUUACAGUAUCUUUACUACUCUCGAAGACGAGGAAGAAUCGAAAGCCCCCACCCCCGACCUUGUACCAUCAUCAUCCACGAACCCUAGCCCACAGUCCAAUCCGGAUGCUGAUCAGUCACAGGGCGCAUCUUCCCCAGACAAAACCAAGAUCGAGGAGCCCAGGGAAAGCAACCACCUCGAUCUCCUUCAUAUGGGGGCAUUCAAGGAGAUUGACGGCGGCGAGUCCGCCUACUACCAGUCUUCUGAUUGGAAGUGGGAGGGUCCCAUGACCACGCUUGACCAACCAUGGGCAAUUUACCAGACUUCAUGAUAGGAAUUAUAGGGCGGAAUCCUGGUUUGUUUUACUGUCUAUUUAUGAAUCGUCUUCUCUUUGUUCUUCAUUUUAUAUGCUGGAUAUACUCGUCCGUGAUGCCCUCCGUUACACUGAUCAGACUUGUCAACUCUACGUCCUGUCAUCCAUACUACUAGUAUCUUGGUUUCGUGUCUCACCUCUGUAUUUUUUAAUGUUGUUCUGAUUUGCUAUCGUAUCUUGCUCAGAAAUCAUCGAAGCGUAGGAAUUAAUGAGCUGCUG
Molecule: messenger RNA, 4130 nt
Organism: Suillus paluster
Lineage: Eukaryota; Fungi; Basidiomycota; Agaricomycetes; Boletales; Suillaceae
Exons: 7
Coding region: 237-3869 (1210 amino acids)
Molecular function (GO): DNA binding
Source: RefSeq, a predicted model, not a curated record